Messenger RNA from Halteromyces radiatus, 1661 nucleotides. RefSeq names its product transmembrane amino acid transporter protein-domain-containing protein. The record is from RefSeq and is a predicted model, not a curated record. The transcript is spliced from 3 exons. Gene Ontology annotation, molecular function: amino acid transmembrane transporter activity. Lineage: Eukaryota; Fungi; Mucoromycota; Mucoromycetes; Mucorales; Cunninghamellaceae. Gene Ontology annotation, biological process: amino acid transmembrane transport. Bases 114 to 1427 code for a protein of 437 amino acids. Gene Ontology annotation, cellular component: vacuolar membrane.
UUUUUCUUUUUUUUUUUUCUUACGGUAGUUUUUCUUCUUUUCUUUUGUUACCCUUGUAUUUUAUUUUUAUAUAUAUAUUUUUGUAAUUUUAUACUUAUUCAACUACAUUCGUCAUGUCAAUGCAAGAAAAGAAAGAAGCUGUCUCUAGUUAUCAAGGAUCCAUAGUAGAAGAUUCAUAUAGUUCUUAUGAUGGUGAUCAAUUUGAGGACGUGGAUCGAUCUCAAGCUGGUUCCAGUUUUUGGGCAUAUUUUAACGUUGUGUGUGUCAUUGCUGGUACUGGUACUCUAGGUCUUCCUGCUGCUUUAAAACAAGGUGGAUGGUUUGGUCUGUUUAUUCUAUUUUUGGCUUGGUUCAUGUCAACAUAUACUGCCAUCAUUUUGAUCAAAUGUCUUUAUGCUUCAGGAAAUAAACGUAUGCAUACCUAUAAGGAUGUAGCUACUGCUGCUUAUGGUGUUGUAGGUGGAUGGGUUAGUUUUUUCUUCAGUGCAUGGAUUACUCUUGGUGCUCCUAUUCUUUACAUGGUGUUAUCAGGUGCCAAUUUGAAUCAACUUUGCAAAGGUACUGUAGCUGAACUAGGUGAUAUGAAAUGGACCAUCAUUUCUUGUGGUAUUGUCGCUAUUCCCUUUGUAUUGGUCAAGAAUAUGAAAGAAGUCGCUUUUAUGUCUGCUUUUGGUGCUGUCGCUACUGCUAUUGUUGUCAUCAUCGUACUUGUUGUUGCUUGUAUCGAUCAACAACAUUUUACUCCUGAACAAAAUGCUCUUCAUUAUCAUAUGCCUGUUAUUUGGAAUCAAUUCCCUAUUGCCCUCGCCACUAUCUCCUUCAGUUUCGGUGGAAAUAUUGUAUAUCCUCAUGUGGAAGCUUCCAUGAAAAAACCCAGGGAUUGGAAUAAGGUCGUUGCUUUUGGACUUGGUACUUGUGCUGCUUUGUACUUUUUAACUGCUAUUCCUGGUUAUUAUAUCUUUGGUAAUGAUGUUGCAUCUCCUGUCUACAAUAGUAUUUCUGAUGGUCCUCCCAAGAUCAUUGCUAUUGUGUUGAUGACUAUUCAUGUUAUCAUGGCCUCUCCCAUUUUAGUGACCUCUUUCUCUUUGGAUUGUGAAGAAUUGGCUGAUAUCAGUGUUGAACGCUUUGGAAAAUGGGGUGAAUUUAUCAUUCGUGCUUGUUUCCGUUUAGUGAUCAUGACUUUUGUUGGUGUCAUUGCCUGUGUGGUUCCUAACUUUGGUGCUUUAAUGUCUUUGAUCGGUGCUUUCUCAAAUUGUCUUUUGAUCUUUGUUUUCCCUGUCUUAUUUUACUUCCGUUUGACUGGUUUCCGAAACAAACCUUUUUAUGAAUUGGCUUGGUGUUUCCUUAUUAUAUUACUUGGUGUGGUUGGAUUGAUUUUUGGUUCUUGGUCUGCUAUCGAUGAAUUGAAGGUAGCUUACACACAUUAGAAUAUAGAUUAAUUAGAUAAUGUUAGUUUUACUUGUAUGAUUAUUUAUGACUUUGCUGGUUUACAUGGUCACCAUAGCUACUUUUUUUUUUUUAUAUAUGUUUGUUUUUUUUGUAAAUAAAAGAAAAUACCCUAUUUAAUAAUAAUAUAAUAAUAAAAAUUAUCCGACUUUUUGGAUUAUCUUUUGAGUGAGAAGUAUAUGUUUGAUAAUGAUGAUGAUACAUAUGCUAUAAUG